GAGGAGAGAGAAAGAGAAAUCGGAACGAUGUCGACGACGGAGAUAUCGAUGACGACAGCGUCGUCGUCGCGCAACGACGCGUGCCAGGUAGCCAAGCACGGGGAGGCGAACGGCCGCACGGCCGUUCGCUUCCGCGCCGGCAGUCUAUGCCGACGGCGCCGACGGUUGUCGCGACAAUUGGGCGAUGGUGACGACAGGGCCGGAGGUGAGCAACUACUCGUUCCGCAUCCGUCCGAGUCCAGUGUGCUGUCCUACGUGCUCGCGCGACAGAUCGACGACAAGGUCGACUACUGCCGUAGCUUGAUCAACGCCAGAUUCGAAAACUCCGAGAACCUCUAUAGGAAGGACCUGCUCUCGCACUAUGGAUGCGUCAACGCGAUCGAGUUCUCCAAUCAGGGCGACCUGCUUGUGUCCGGUGGCGACGACAGAAGGGUCCUAUUAUGGAAAGUGGAACAAGCGAUACAGGGUAUGGGCAAGCCAAUCGUGAUGAAAUCGCAACACGUGAGCAAUAUAUUUUGCCUUGGUUAUGACAGCAGCAAGACUAAGAUAUUCUCCGCAGGAAACGACGACCAGGUCAUAGUUCACGAUUUACGCACGGGUGAGUCCCUUAACAUCUUUCUACACGAGAAGCCUGUCUAUGGGCUGUCCAUUCAUCCGCACAAUGAUGAGGUGUUUGCCAGCGCUUGCGACGAUGGGAGAGUCCUCAUUUACGACAUACGUAGCAAUAACGCUAUGGAAACCUUGGCACAAUACAAAAGCGCCUUCCACUCUGUCAUGUUUAAUCCCGUUGAUCCCAGAAUGCUCGCUACUGCCAAUGCUAAGGAAGGUGUCAGUAUGUGGGAUAUACGGAAACCUUUGGAGCCUGUAUUGAGUUACGGAAGCCCGCAACAGAGUUGCAUGAAUGUCAGGUUUAACUCAAUGGGUAAUCGAUUGUUGGCCUUACGAAGAAGAUUACCACCGGUUCUUUAUUCAGUUGAUUCACCCACGUACUUAUGCGAAUUUGAUCAUCCGGGAUAUUAUAAUAGCUGUACCAUGAAGUCGUGCUGUUUCGCCGGCGAGAAUGACGAAUAUGUUCUCUCUGGUUCGGAUGAUUUUAAUCUAUACAUGUGGAAAAUUCCUCCUCUGGAUGGCAAAGCAUGGGUUGAAUCCGCCCACAUGGUGUUGCGCGGCCACAGAUCGAUCGUCAAUCAAGUUCGAUACAAUCAAACGAGCUGCAUCUUUGCAUCGUCUGGAGUCGAGAAGAUCAUUAAGAUCUGGAGUCCAUUUCCUCUUGGACUUGGAAGUUUGGGAGGAUUGAAGAGAGAUGCUGGCAAGCGCGAGAGACAACGCCGAGUAUUCACGCACGACGAAUACAUAGGGCUGGUUCUUCGUAGUGGACAGUUUAUGACCCAUGAUUACAGUCACCAAUCAACUAAGGAAGAUCCGCGAAUGAUGGCCUUUUUUGAUUCCCUCGUGCAACGUGAAAUUGAAGGAUGGAGUUCCGAGGACGUGCCAACGCCACAUACACCCAGCGAAUCUGAAAUAAACCCUGCAACGGGCGAGCCAUACAGUGUGACAGAAGGCGAUGAUACUACGGCGUCGGAAGGCGGGGUUGCUCCUGAAAGGCCAUUAGAGUCGCCGAAUCGUAUAACUCGGCUUAUCGCAAAUCGCAGAGAAAAGCUCAUGCGAAUAGCUGCGAUGGAACGAUCCGCCUCUGAUUCCGGCAGUGAGGGAGACAAUGCUCAUUCGAGACGUAGAUCCAAAUCGAAAUCGAAAUCGAAAAAUGUCAAGAGGAAACACACCAGGCUCUCUGGCAGGAGAAGAUUAUCUGCCAGACGGAAGUGUACUGUGCUAAAAGUCAAUAGUGAUUCGGACAGUGAUGAUGAACGACCGGUUGACGCGGCUCAGCCCAGUACUAGUUCCGGGGUGAUUUUCCGAAGAUCGCGAUACGCCGCUAGCGCGAUCGAGAAAGACGACAAGAGCUCGAGCUAUAGCAGCAGCAGUAGCUGCGCUUAUGAGGACAUUAUCGCUAACAGUAAACGAAAACAUUCUAAAACCGAUUCGGACACAUCCGCGAAGGCGCACAAACGUAAGCAUCGAAAGUGCAAAAACAGUUCUCGACACGAAUGUUCUGGUAAGAGCCAAAGUAAACGACAAAAGCUCGAUGACGACUCGGAGGAGGAGGAAAAAGGCCCGAGGAAUUGUGUGAAUGGUAAUUCUAGUAAAGAUCGUCGUGAAGACGGACCGUCGACGCCGAGCAGCAAAUCGCUUCAAGUUCCUUGCACCCCUGACAGCGGUAUUAAAUCGGGGAUAUCAUCCACGGGCGGAACAAAUAGCGAGCAGACGCGUAAGGAGCGUAACGACAGAGGCGCUGACGAUAGCUCCGACGAACAGACACUAAAACGUUUAGAGUGUUUUCGGAAAAAGGUGGAGGAGUUGGCGAGGAGGAGCUAUCGUAAUCGGUCCGCGUCUCAAGCUCAAACAGUUUCAACCACGAGUGAUUCUUCCGAUUAAAAGCGCUCAUGUUUUACUCAUUGAGAAAUCCCCUCCCUCUACCCAAUGCGCUCUAAUCCAAUCUCCCAUCCCCAUUUCCAUUUGUACAUAAUGUAAUCUGUGAUUCCUUGAAGUAUAUUUUUAUAACACUAAGUUGAUCAUGCGCGAAUAUGCGGUUGAUUCUUUUUUUUUUUUUAAUCAUAUUUUAGAUCUUGUUCGUCAUUAAUCCCAUCUCUCGUGAAUGUGCUUCUUACGGUUUUUUCAAAAUUUUUGUUAGAGUCUUUAUACAUUAUUAUAUGAUAUGUAUCAUAUAUAUUAUUAUAUGAUAUAUAUUAUAUAUCAUAUAUCAUAUAAAAUAUUAACGAUUUCUUUCGCGAUAUUUCAUAAAUUAAGUCACUGAUUAGAUAGACGGAACUAUCAAUAUUGUUUGGUAAUCCUGUAUCUAUUAUCCCGCGUAAUGCCAUUGCGACUGUCAGUGCUUGGUAAUUCUUAACCAGUCUGAUCAUUAUUGUGAGAUAAACGUUUUGUGAAUCUGGCCAUGUAAAUCGUGUAAUCGAGACAAUUGCGGCGAAACGGAAACUAUACUGUAGACGAAUUAACACAUCCGCAUUAACUUGAGAUAUUUGCGGCAACUCGGCUAAAAUGUAUAUUGUUGACAUGGUUUGUGCGGUGGAAAGUAAUAAUAAAUUGGUAUACAUUUUUUUCCUA
Monomorium pharaonis (pharaoh ant) is the source of this 3180-nucleotide messenger RNA. Its product is annotated as DDB1- and CUL4-associated factor 5. The transcript is spliced from 7 exons. The record is from RefSeq and is a predicted model, not a curated record. Gene Ontology annotation, cellular component: cytoplasm; Cul4-RING E3 ubiquitin ligase complex. NCBI's taxonomy places the organism in Eukaryota, Metazoa, Arthropoda, Insecta, Hymenoptera, Formicidae. Gene Ontology annotation, molecular function: protein binding. Bases 28 to 2493 code for a protein of 821 amino acids. Gene Ontology annotation, biological process: negative regulation of fatty acid biosynthetic process.